AAAAACAGAAGAAACAGGAAGAGAGUACCUCGCCCCUCCAUCUGUCCCAACGUUGUAAUAAAAACCAUCACGAAUCUCUGUCUCCCGAGCAGAGCAGAGGCUUGGCAAAGACUUUUCUGGAUCCGGAGGUUUAACCAAGAAGAGAGGGUUUUUCGAACCUCCAUUGGAAGACAGAGAGAGCUCGCGAGCUUCUUCUGCGUAUCGCAUCCAUUUUUAUGAAGUCUCCGCGAGUCAAUUCCAGACCCGGUUGCCCCAUUUUCUGGUGGUGGCUGCUGGAGCUCGGUCCGUGAACAAUUUGCGGGUGCGGGUCGCAGGGUUCUGAGGAUUUCGAAGCAGGUUAAUAAUUGCAUUACUGGGAAACAAUGUGGAUAAUGGGUUAUUACUGCUUUCGGUGAGGUGAUAUGAGAGGUAUUGAAUAUGAGUGAUGGGGGUCGGGAGAACAGAAGGGAACAUGAAAAAUCAAGCGGUCACAGAAAAUCCAGUGUCGACGAUUUUGCACGGGCCAUUGCAAAGAUUGCUGUUGCGCAGGUGUGUCAAGCUGAAGGGUUUCAGGCUUUUCAGCAAUCGGCCCUCGAGACAUUCUCAGAUGUAGCAGUUAGAUUCAUACGUGAUGUAGGAAAGACUGCAGUCUUGUAUGCUAAUUUGGCAGGUAGAGCAGGGGUUAAUGUUUUUGAUGUUAUCCAAGGACUGGAAGGUUUAAGUUUGGGGCUUGGUUUUGUGGGUGCUUCGGAUAUAGAUCACUGCCUAGCACACUCAGGUGUAGUACGUGAACUUUUGCAGUAUGUUGGUGAUUCUGAAGAGUUACCAUUUGCCUAUGCUCUUCCUCAGUUACCUAUCGUUAGAGAUAGAAAGCAGACUCCAAGUUUCUUGCAAGCUGGAGCAGAGCCUCCUCAUGAACAUAUUCCACCUUGGUUGCCUCCAUUUCCUGAUACUCAAGAUCAUGUUCAGUUGCCAGUGCAGGAGAAUGGUGCUAAGGAUCCUCAACUUGUAGACAUUGAACAUGCAAAAGACGAUAUAAAGCCUGAGCAGCAGUCUUCAUUGAGUGUGCAGCCAUUGCAUUCUAUCAAGGGAUUAGAAGGUCCUUUGCCGUUUGAUGAGAGAAAUACUGCUAUGCUGAAAGAAGCAGCAGUAACUAAUCCAUAUCUCGCCGCACCUCUGAAUUUUGGUGAGAAAGAAGUAUCUCCAGCUGCUCUUCCUGCUAAGCUCUCCAGUGAAGCAGUGAUUGGCGACAACGUAGGACAAAAGCAGGUAAUGGAUGGUAAAAUAUCUGCACUGGAAGCAUUUGUCUCAGGCACUGAUUCGAUGAAGAGCAGGUUGAAAGAUUCUGAUGAGGGUCAGAAAAAGGUCCUUCCAAGCCAAAGACCGUCUGUGCAGUUUAAGAUGAGGAGCGGCAAAAGGUCCUUCAAUGCAAACCCAAACUUGAGCUUUGAGAAUGAUGGUAUUAUUUGGGGUUCCCCUCAGCGUGGGAAAAGUUACUCUGAUGAUGACAAGAAAAAAAGGUCCAAGGAAAACACACCUGAUGCAGCUUAGUUGUACAUUAUGUUUGUUCAGUUAGACUUUCACCAUUUCUGAGAAUCUAGCAAGAGAGCUUCGUUUUGCAUUUUAGUUAAUGCCAGUGAAUUUCUGUGUGACAUAUUGCCUGAUUCUGAUUAUGGCGACGUGCUAAAUGGUAGAUUGUAUAAGAAGUACAUGAGCUCUAUGAUACCAGUUGAGCAAUUAGCUGUUUGUCAGCCAAUGAUUCUUUCCAAAUAAAGGUUCUCACUUCAGAUGGAUGGUUUAA
Molecule: messenger RNA, 1780 nt
Organism: Eucalyptus grandis
Lineage: Eukaryota; Viridiplantae; Streptophyta; Magnoliopsida; Myrtales; Myrtaceae
Product: transcription initiation factor TFIID subunit 8
Exons: 2
Coding region: 418-1530 (370 amino acids)
Cellular component (GO): transcription factor TFIID complex
Molecular function (GO): protein heterodimerization activity
Source: RefSeq, a predicted model, not a curated record